This is a messenger RNA of Nicrophorus vespilloides, 681 nucleotides long. RefSeq lists its product as uncharacterized. Lineage: Eukaryota; Metazoa; Arthropoda; Insecta; Coleoptera; Silphidae. The transcript has 2 exons. The record is from RefSeq and is a predicted model, not a curated record. The coding region runs from base 7 to 534 and encodes 175 amino acids.
ACCAUCAUGUUAUUAAAAGCUGUAAUCCUCAUCGGGGCAUUAUUUGCCUGCCAAGGUGCUUAUUCGCAAAAGCAGGCGAUCGAUUUAUUAAACGAAAUAUCAAAACCUCCGAUACUCAAAGCGUUACAACCGUUCCCGAAUAGAAUUAAAGUUUAUUCGCCCAUCUCUAUAGAAAGAGGUUAUGAAUUAUGGAUGGAUAGACCCACGAAAGAUAUCCAAGAAGACGACGACUUUGUAAACGAAAUUAUGAAUGUUCUCGGAAACGACGGUUACCACAACCGUGAUGUUUACUAUAAAAUAACAGAUGACUGCCUCAAAAAAAAUAACGAAACAUGUGUUAAACAUCAUGUAGAUAAUAAUAAUUUCACAGGAAAAUACCCUAAUAACUUUUUGACAAUCUUCAAUGAUAAUAAAAUCAAUCCUGAUGAUAUUGAAAAUAAUAUGAAUAUAUGCAUCGACCACGUCAAUGCUUCUAACGUUUCGCAAAUGAUCGUUAUAGAAUUAUCUAAAUGCGUUAAAACCGCAGUCAAAUAAUGCAUUUUAAGAUAUUUUUCUUUCACUUUCUUUUUUUAUUCCAUAUUUUAACAAUUGUGUAUGUCAAGUAACAUAUUAACGUAAUUAUACAAAAAAAUUAAAUAACUAAUUUUAAUUUUAACAUUUCUUUUAAAUAUUUUUUUAAUU